AUGGGUAUGGGUGCGGGCGCUGAGGCCGUGUCCGGCAAGCGUGCUGAGCUCGCCGGCAAUCGCGUCGGAUGGCGCGGGCUCCUGAGCAGCAAGAAGACCUUUGCGAUUGCUCUUUUCGCGUCGCUGGGUGGUUUCGUCUAUGGAUACAACCAGGGAAUGUUCUCCGAGAUUCUUACAAUGAACUCCUUCAUCAAAGCGACCGACGGAUAUGCAGCGCGAACCGGUCUUAAGCAGGGUAUGCUUACAUCCAUUCUGGAAUUGGGAGCGUGGGUCGGUACACUAUUGAACGGUUAUCUCGCCGAUGCCAUGGGUCGUCGUCAAACUGUCGUUGUUGCUGUGGUCAUCUUCUGCGUCGGUGUGAUUGUCCAGGCUUGUACGAAAAACGCAGGCUAUGUUUUUGCCGGUCGGUUCGUUACCGGUCUGGGAGUGGGUAAUCUGAGUAUGAUUGUUCCUCUGUAUAACGCAGAGCUGGCUCCCCCCGAAAUUCGUGGCUCUCUAGUCGCCGUGCAGCAGCUUUCCAUUACCUUCGGUAUCAUGGUCAGCUUCUGGAUUGGCUACGGCACCAACUACAUUGGCGGGACAGGUGAUGGACAGUCCAUUGCGGCCUGGGAGAUCCCCGUUUGCAUUCAAGUCCUCCCGGCCCUGAUCCUCGCUGCGGGAAUGGUUUUGUUCAUGCCUCAGUCGCCUCGUCAUCUGAUGAACCAGGGACGGGACGAGGAAUGUUUGCAGACUCUUGCCCGACUUCGCGAUGCCCCCACCGACGACAUUCUGGUUCGCAUCGAGUACUUGGAGAUCAAGUCGCUCAAGAUGUUUGAGGAGGAAACUGCCAAGAAGAAGUACCCUCAAUAUCAGGAUGGAUCGUUUAAGAGUAACUUCAUGAUUGGGUUCCACGACUACCUUUCGCUCAUCACAAACCCGUCACUGUUCAAGCGGACCACUGUUGCGUGCUUGAUCAUGCUUUUCCAACAAUGGAACGGAAUCAAUGCCAUUAACUACUACGCGCCUCAAGUCUUCGAAGGCCUUGAAUUGGGAGGAAAUACGACAUCCCUCUUGGCUACCGGUGUUGCUGGUAUCUUCGAGUUUGUCUUCACAAUCCCUGCCGUUCUCUGGGUCGACAACAUCGGUCGUAAGAAGAUCCUACUUGCCGGUGCGGUUGGUAUGGCAGUCUGCCAUUUCAUCUGCGCGGGUCUCAUUGGCUCGUACGAGGGGACAUUUGGAGAGCACAAGAGCGCAGGAUGGGCGACAGUCGCAUUCGUGUGGAUCUUCAUCAUUAACUUUGCCUACUCAUGGGGUCCGUGCGCAUGGAUCGUGGUAUCCGAAGUUUUCCCGCUCAGCAUGCGUGCCAAGGGCGUCAGUAUCGGCGGUAGCAGCAACUGGCUCAACAACUUCGGUGUCGGUCUAGCCACCUCCCCCUUCAUCGCCGCCUCCACCUACGGCACCUUCAUCUUCUUCGGCUGCAUCACCGUGGUCGGAGCGGUCUACGUGUGGUUCUUCGUUCCCGAAACCAAGGGGCGCACACUAGAAGAGAUGGACGAACUAUUCGGCUCUGAGGGCAUGGCAGCCGAAGACGAGGCGCUCCGACAACAGAUUGAUCGCGAGAUCGGCUUGACGGCACUGCUUCACGGGGAGAUGAUUGAAUCUACCGAGAAGAUUCCCGAGAAGGCGGUCCAUGCUGACGAUGUGGCCCUGGCUCCUCCCUCGGCGUAAGCCAGCCGCAUGUGGUGGAGCCGAGCAUACAGUGCCAUAACCAUAUCAAAGGGGGGCGCGGGU
Molecule: messenger RNA, 1770 nt
Organism: Aspergillus vadensis CBS 113365
Lineage: Eukaryota; Fungi; Ascomycota; Eurotiomycetes; Eurotiales; Aspergillaceae
Product: putative MFS monosaccharide transporter
Exons: 8
Coding region: 1-1707 (568 amino acids)
Biological process (GO): transmembrane transport; carbohydrate transport
Cellular component (GO): membrane
Molecular function (GO): carbohydrate:proton symporter activity
Source: RefSeq, a predicted model, not a curated record